This is a messenger RNA of Poecilia reticulata (guppy), 1375 nucleotides long. The record is from RefSeq and is a predicted model, not a curated record. NCBI's taxonomy places the organism in Eukaryota, Metazoa, Chordata, Actinopteri, Cyprinodontiformes, Poeciliidae.
CAAAGGAAUGAAAAUGAUAAAAAUGCUUUCUGAUUUUGAAACCAAUAUGAUGCAACAAGAAAACAUUUAACCCACAGCGGUUGGGAUGCUGCAUGUUUGUCCAGUUGUCCUUCUGUACCUCCUCUUUCACUCCCCGCCCUGUUCCUCUGUGUCCUCCUGCUCUUCUCCAGUGGUCCAUUACUGUGUUUCUCUCCUCCUCAGGUGGUUGACCAUGCCUUCUCUGAAGUAUCAAGCAGGGGACAAGGUGAUGGGCCGCUGGCCCGGCAGCAGCCUGUACUACGAGGUCAAAGUGCUGGGCUACGAUGCUAAGAGCCGCCUCUACACAGUCAUCUACAAGGACGGCACAGAGCUGGAGCUCAAGGAGCAGGACAUCAUGAGUGUCACCAGCUUCCAGCAGCGCACUCGCUCRCGUUCCCGCUCCAACUCCCGUUCCCCCGGGCGCCGCCGCAGCCGCUCACGCUCCCCCGCUAGGACCACACGUCGCUCGUCAUCACGUACCGCCGCCGCUGCUGCAGCCGCCGCCGCAGACAGCACACCGUCUUCAAGCGGGGAUAAAAAGCUCAAGCAAGCAGCUGAAAUCAAGAUCAGUCCAAUACAGCAGGAGAAAAAGCCAGUCGAGAACAAUAGCAACAAUAAACAUGAAAAAGAGGAGAAUAACACAGCUAGCAAAAUCAAUGAGUCUGAUGCUAAGGUAGAGUUGGACUCUGAGAAGAACCAGGGCCGCUACAACCUGCGCCGCAGGAAGGAAGAUGGAGACUCCAAAGCAGCUGAAGCCAAGCCAGAAGAGAGAGAGAAGAGGGCGUCUGCUGCCCCCGUUGCUGCUGCCGCCGCUGCUGCCUCUACCCCACUGGACUUUGGAGGAAACAUAGGAGCCCUCUUGCUGAUGCUCUUCCUGCCUGCCUGGGUUCUGUUYCUGGUCCUCCAGGUGAACCAGAAGGAUCCCAGUCUGACAAUCCUCCCUGCUCUGCCUCCACUUGAAACUUUCUGGGAUCCUCAAGCUCUUGGCUUUGUCGUCAUCUGGAUUUUCUUCCAGGCUCUACUCUACACUUUGCCUUUUGGGAAGCUGAGUGAAGGAGUUCUGCUGAGGUCUGGCAGAAGGCUCACAUAUAGAACCAAUGGUUUCUUUGCCUUUGUGGUCAGUGCUGCAGUGGUGGCAGCAGCAGUGUACCAGGGAGCUGACCUCACCUACAUCCACAGCCACUUCCUGCAGCUGACCUCCGCCUCCUUCCUGGUGUCUUUGCUGCUUAGUGUCUACCUGUAUGUCCGCUCCCGCUCCGCMGCCCCUGAUGAGCGGGCUCUAGGAGGAAACUCAGGAAAGCUGAUCUAUGACUUCUUUAAAGGCCGUGAGCUGAAUCCUCGCAUCAAAGAGUUUGAC